UCCCCACCACCGUACACACCCCCACCCUGCCUCUCUCCGCACCGGUCUCGCACCCACCUGAGACCGGCCGCCGUUUCUCGGUGUCUCUCUCUCUCUGCCCGCUCCGGCGAGAGGGGGUGCCACACACACGUACGUACGGGAGGAUCAGUGCAACAAGUGACCGCGCGCGUGCGUGCUCUCCCCCCGACCGAUGACAACGAUGCGCGCCUCCGCCGCGCUGCUGCUGGUGGCGGCGGCGGUCCUCGCCGCCGUGCGCGCCGAGGACCCGUACCACUUCUUCGAUUGGAAGGUGACGUACGGGACCAGGACGAUUAUGGACGUGGCCCAGAAGGUGAUGCUCAUCAACGACAUGUUCCCCGGCCCAACCAUCAACUGCAGCUCCAACAACAACAUCGUCGUCAACGUCUUCAACCAGCUCGACCAUCCCCUCCUCUUCAACUGGCACGGGAUCCAACAGAGGAAGAACUCGUGGAUGGACGGAAUGCCGGGGACGAAUUGCCCGAUCCAGCCGGGCACAAACUGGACGUACAAAUGGCAGCCCAAGGACCAGAUCGGGACCUUCUUCUACUUCCCCAGCAUGGGCAUGCAGCGCGCGGCCGGCGGCUACGGGAUCAUCACCGUGCACAGCCGGCUGCUCAUCCCGGUGCCCUUCGACGAGCCGGCCGGCGACUACCCGGUCCUCGUCGGCGACUGGUACACCAAGGACCACACCGUGCUGGCGAAGAACCUCGACGCCGGCAAGAGCAUCGGCCGGCCGGCGGGUCUCGUCAUCAACGGCAAGAACGAGAAGGACGCGUCCAACCCGCCCAUGUACACCAUGGAGGCCGGCAAGGUGUACCGGUUCCGCGUCUGCAACGUGGGGAUCAAGACGUCGCUCAACGUGCGCAUCCAGGGCCACAGCCUCAAGCUCGUGGAGAUGGAGGGCUCGCACACCGUGCAGAACAGCUACGACUCGCUGGACGUGCAUGUCGCCCAGUGCGUCUCCUUCCUCGUCACCGCCGACCAGAAGCCCGGCGACUACCUCCUCGUGGCCUCCACCCGCUUCUUGAAGGAGUACAGCGCCAUCACCGCCAUCGUCCGGUACAACGGGUCGAACACGCCGGCGUCGCCCAAGCUGCCGGAGGGGCCGAGCGGGUGGGCGUGGUCCAUCAACCAGUGGAGGUCGUUCCGCUGGAACCUGACGGCGAGCGCGGCGCGGCCCAACCCGCAGGGGUCCUACCACUACGGGCAGAUCAACAUCACGCGCACCAUCAAGCUCUGCACCAGCAAGGGGAAGGUGGACGGCAAGGAGCGGUUCGCCCUCAACGGCGUGUCGCACGUCGACGACGCCCAGACGCCGCUCAAGCUCGCCGAGUACUUCAACGCCUCCUCCGGGGUGUUCGAGUACAACCUCAUCGGCGACGUGCCGCCGGCCACCACCGUCCCGCAGAAGCUCGCGCCCAACGUCAUCUCCGCCGAGUUCCGCACCUUCAUCGAGGUCGUCUUCGAGAACCCCGAGAAGAGCAUCGACUCCUUCCACAUCAACGGCUACGCCUUCUUCGCCGCCGGCAUGGGGCCGGGGAUAUGGACGCCGGAGUGCAGGAAGACGUACAACCUGCUGGACACGGUGAGCCGGCACACGAUCCAGGUGUACCCGAGGUCGUGGACGGCGGUGAUGCUGACGUUCGACAACGCGGGGAUGUGGAACAUCAGGUCCAACAUGUGGGAGAGGUACUACCUCGGGGCGCAGUUGUACGUCAGCGUGGUAUCGCCGGCGAGGUCGCUCCGGGACGAGUACAACAUGCCGGAGAUAGCCCUCCGCUGCGGCAAGGUCGUCGGCCUGCCGAUGCCGCCGUCCUACCUCCCCGCAUAAUAAAGCAGAACCCCCAACCAAGCUCAGGAACCCAUCCAUGGUGCUAGCUGCUGCUGUACACACAAACAACGCAGGCGACAGGGAGAGCACGAGUUUUUCCGUUUCCUUUUUUCGUACGUCCCCCCGUUUAUUCUUCUUGCUCGGUUUACUUUCUCUUUCGAGGAAUAAAAUUGGGCUUCAAGAUCGACGGCUUCAAUUACCUGAUGUCGUCACACCGGAACGAGGAUGAAAACACAGCAAGGAGAAAGAUUGGCCAGCGAGAUGCAUGGAAUGCAUACAAAAGCUCGAGAUGCCCUCUCGAAUCGUCGUUGCAUGUAGUAGGAGUAUUGAUUCUACCUGAUCGUCAAUUAAUUUAUCCCCCAGUUAAUAAGUCCUUCAAACCAAUUGAUUGUUCUGUGUCUAUAAUAUAUAUGUACAUGAGUAUCUCCUCUCGAUUGUUUUGAUGUAAUUUUUGGUUAUUUCUAUCCUCGAUUUUGUUCGGUACUUCACCUUUGUAAGCUGUUGUUCCGAUAGAUGAAAAUCACAGUAGUAUAUGAGACAUAUGGAUGUGCAAUUCAGUGUACCUUUUGAAUUCGAUCAGAUUUGCAUUUUCAGUGCCAUGCA
This is a messenger RNA of Oryza sativa Japonica Group (Japanese rice), 2455 nucleotides long. Its product is annotated as L-ascorbate oxidase homolog. The record is from RefSeq and is a predicted model, not a curated record. Gene Ontology annotation, molecular function: copper ion binding; oxidoreductase activity. Lineage: Eukaryota; Viridiplantae; Streptophyta; Magnoliopsida; Poales; Poaceae.